UAUAAAAGCAGAGUUUAACAGCCAGAGACACAGCAACACUCUGCCAGUGUCCUGACAACAAGAGCCAUGUUUGUCCGCGUGGUGAUGCUGACCUGUCUGGUGGCGGCUGUGGCGGGGAGGCCGCAGACUGGCAGGCAGUUGCAGCAGGCCGCACCACAGAGGCCCAUGAACUAUGACUUCAAGUGGAAUGUGGACGCUCAGGACUACGACAACUACUACGGACAGCAAGAGGCAGCGGUAGACGGGCGUGUGGAAGGCUCUUACUACGUGUGGCAGCCUGAUGGCCGUCUCAUGGUAGUCACAUACUACGUGGACGGGGAAUCCGGUUUCGUGCCUACUAUUGAAUACAUCGACGGCUACCAACCAACCUGGGGUACGCCUUACUACCAGAAGUAAAGCACUGACCACGCCCCCACACACACCACCGAAACCCCCUGAUCAUCCUUUCCUGGUUCUUCCCACUGAGAUCCCUUGGCAAAUCCUGACGCAACGCUCAUAUUCUUAUCCCCGCCUUCGCCCCCCCCCCCCGCCCCAGUUCCAUUAACAUGCGAACAUCGAUGAAUGUCUCCUUGUUCUCCAUCAUCUAUCGUCUUGCUUCACGGCAAAGGCCACUACCGCCUCGCUAUUAUUAUCAAAUGUAGUGAUCCACGAUCUUAGCAAUAAAACAUGCAGCUUUUAUUUA
Messenger RNA from Scylla paramamosain (green mud crab), 682 nucleotides. RefSeq lists its product as uncharacterized. The record is from RefSeq and is a predicted model, not a curated record. Bases 67 to 396 code for a protein of 109 amino acids. Lineage: Eukaryota; Metazoa; Arthropoda; Malacostraca; Decapoda; Portunidae. Gene Ontology annotation, cellular component: extracellular matrix. The transcript has 3 exons.